UCCUCUUUCCGCGAAGACUAGAUCCUUAGCUGUGCUAAAGGAACAGGUGCUCGGUCCUUCUCUGAAGCUAAGGCCUUUCAAUCCGGCGACUAGCACCAUUACAAUUAGGCAUCCAUUGCCAAAAAUAUAAAAUCUAUCAAGUACAAUGGCCUCCGUCUCCGAACUCGCUUGUAUUUACUCUGCUCUCAUCCUCCACGACGAUGAAGUCACCGUCACAGAGGACAAACUGAAUGCCCUCAUUAAGGCCGCUGGGGUGACUGUUGAACCUUUUUGGCCCAGUCUUUUCGCAAAGGCCUUGGCCAGUGUGGACAUCGGCUGUCUGAUCAGCAGCGUGGGUGCUGGUGGUGGAGGAGCACCUGCUGGCCCUGCCGCGGGUGGGGCUGCUGCCACCACUGCUGCUGCCCCAGCUGCGGAGGAGGAGAAGAAAGAGGAGAAGAAGGAAGAGUCUGAGGAGUCCGAUGACGACAUGGGAUUCGGUCUCUUUGACUAAAGUUUUUUACCCUUCAAAAAAAUAAAGAAAAAUAAGAAAA
This is a messenger RNA of Conger conger (European conger), 530 nucleotides long. RefSeq names its product ribosomal protein lateral stalk subunit P1 (gene rplp1). Bases 146 to 490 code for a protein of 114 amino acids. Gene Ontology annotation, biological process: translational elongation; cytoplasmic translation. Gene Ontology annotation, cellular component: ribosome; cytosolic large ribosomal subunit. NCBI's taxonomy places the organism in Eukaryota, Metazoa, Chordata, Actinopteri, Anguilliformes, Congridae. Gene Ontology annotation, molecular function: protein kinase activator activity; ribonucleoprotein complex binding; structural constituent of ribosome. The record is from RefSeq and is a predicted model, not a curated record. The transcript is spliced from 4 exons.